AUGGCCGCGCACGCGCGCAAAGCCAACGAGGGGCUCAGGCUGGGCGACAAGACGGCAGUAGUGGUGGGCGGCACGCGCACCUUCCCGUCGCUCACUUACAACCCGACGUCCGAGGGUCACGAGCCGCGCUUCGUCGUGCUUGCGAGCCGCGUGCUCAUCGCGGAAGCGCUGGCGGACGCGGGGCUCCAAGCGGGCGUCAUCGUGCAUGCGCCCGGCGGGUCAGCGACCACGUUCGAUCCCGACGAUCUGGAACUCGGCGCUGCGUUCAAGAACGGCACCGUGUCGAUGGGGGCGAUUUUCGAGCGCGAUCGCGGUAUGCUUGACGCGUUCACUCUGGAGUUCAACGCGCGCCACCCGACCAUCGCAAUGUACCACCUCAACCCCGGCCUCGUCGCGACACGGGUCGUGCACAACUCGGGCCUGACACAGCCGUGGAAGUGGCUCCUGGGCACGCUGGGCGCCUGCCUCGGCAGCGAUCCGGCCGCCGUCGCUGAGCUGCCCGUGUUCCUCGCUACGGUGACAGGGCUGCCGUCGGCGCGGCUCCUGGAUGCAAAGCUAAACAGCGUUAAGCCUACCCCCUGGGCCGAGGACGGCGUGCUCCGGACUGCCGUGUGGGAGAACCUCAUGAAACUUGGCUCGGAGGUGCAGCAGCAGCAGGAGGAAGAGGCAGUGUGA
Vanrija pseudolonga is the source of this 675-nucleotide messenger RNA. RefSeq lists its product as uncharacterized. The transcript has 4 exons. The record is from RefSeq and is a predicted model, not a curated record. Bases 1 to 675 code for a protein of 224 amino acids. NCBI's taxonomy places the organism in Eukaryota, Fungi, Basidiomycota, Tremellomycetes, Trichosporonales, Trichosporonaceae.